Molecule: messenger RNA, 774 nt
Organism: Cannabis sativa
Lineage: Eukaryota; Viridiplantae; Streptophyta; Magnoliopsida; Rosales; Cannabaceae
Product: phosphopantothenoylcysteine decarboxylase subunit SIS2-like
Exons: 1
Coding region: 1-774 (257 amino acids)
Biological process (GO): protein ubiquitination
Cellular component (GO): cytoplasm
Molecular function (GO): ubiquitin protein ligase activity
Source: RefSeq, a predicted model, not a curated record
AUGACUUCUCCAAAAAUUAUUGGUGAUCCCUAUUACCAUAUAGUACCUUAUAAUGCACCCAUCCCAAUAGAAAUAGAAGAAAAUCGUUGGUUUAGCGUUGUCUUAUACGCCAAGUUUCUUCGUGUUCCGCUCGAGCACGAAGAAUAUUCCAAUGUUCUUUUCACAAAUUGUUUACAAUUUUCAUACGAGACACUGAUGAGGUUCAACAGUACUGAAGCCAAAGUUAUUUUACAAGACAUGUUUGCUGAGGUUUUUCUUCCUAAUUCAGUUUUUUUUAUUACAAAUGAAAUUAUUAAUUAUUGUAAGAAGAUAUGGGAUGAUAAUGAGUAUAAUUUAAGUAUAAAAGUAGAUGUUGAUGUUUUUGUUGACGAACUACCUCAACCCAAAUGGUCUGAUGACGAUAACAAUUAUGAUGAAGAUGAAGAUUACGAUUACGAUGACGAUGAUGAUAAUGAUGAUAAUGACGAUGACGAUGACAGUGAUGAUAAUUCAUAUGAGACAGAUGAUCUUGUUGAUUUGAUUGAUGACGUUAGUAUUGAUUUCAUGGAUGAUAUUCCUAUUAAUUUUGUGGCGGCGGAUGAAAAGUCGAUCGAAAAACUAGAAAAAGUGUGGAUCAAAGAAGAUCUUAUCUUUUGUUCGAUUUGUUUGGAAAAAGUUUCGGUUGGUUUGGAAGUCACUAGAUUACCGUGCACUCACACAUAUCAUGAAAAAUGUAUUGUUGAGUGGUUACAAAUUAGUAAAUUUUGUCCCAAUUGUAGAGUUGAAAUAGUUUAA